This is a messenger RNA of Caenorhabditis bovis, 1293 nucleotides long. The record is from the annotation of a GenBank genome assembly. Lineage: Eukaryota; Metazoa; Nematoda; Chromadorea; Rhabditida; Rhabditidae.
AUGGUCGAUAGAAACAUUGUUCAAGAACCAUGGUAUCAUGGCCUGCUGCCGCGCGAGGAUAUUCGGGCGAUGUUGACGCGAAGCGGCGAGUAUUUGGUGCGAUCGACGGAGCCCGUCAAAGGCCAGAAGCGGCAGUAUGUGUUGUCGGCGGUGCCGGAGAAUGAGUGCACGCCAACGCAUUUUGUAUUACACGAAGCUUACGGUAAAAUCUUUGUUGAAACGAAGGGCUUCGAGACAAUCUCAAAGCUCGUCGAGCAUCAUGUCAACACGAAGGAGCCGAUCAACACGAAAGACAAACAUUCUGUAAUCCUUCGAAGUCCGGUGAAUCGUCAAAGUUGGGAGCUCAGCCACGACGACGUUCUAUUGACGAAGAAGCUCGGCGAAGGCGCGUUCGGCGAGGUCUGGAAAGGGACGCUGAAUCGCAACGGCGAGCCUAGCGUGCAAGUCGCCGUUAAAACGGCGAAAUUGGAAUCGUUGAAUAAAGAGCAAAUCAAGGAGAUCAUGCACGAGGCGAGGCUCAUGAGAAAUUUGGAUCAUCCGAAUGUCGUGAAAUUCUACGGGGUUGGCGCCGGACAAGAGCCGCUGUAUGUGAUAAUGGAGUUGGCCGACGGCGGCGCGCUCGACUCGGCGCUCAAAAAGAACAAAUUUGCGAUGGCGAAAAAAAUGGAGCUGAUCUAUCAGGCGUCGUGCGGCAUCGCCUAUAUUCACGACAAGAAUCUGAUGCAUCGCGACAUUGCGGCGCGCAAUUGCCUCUACGGCGGCGGUCAGGUGAAAAUCAGCGAUUUCGGUUUGUCGCGCGAGGGCAAAGAGUACAAAAUGGAUUUGUCGAAGAAGGUGCCGAUUCGAUGGCUACCGCCGGAAACGAUCAAGACGGGUAUCUAUACGCCGAAGGUGGACGUCUACGCGUUCGGCAUUAUGGCUUGGGAGAUCACCGAAGACGGCCAAGAGCCUUAUCCGGGCCUUCGAGUCGUUGAAGUUGUCGGAAAGGUGCUCAGCGGCUAUCGGAUGCCGUUCGAUGCGUCGGUUGACAAGGAGUUUGCCGAUUUCAUUUUGAAACGCUGUUGGGCGGAAAAACCCGAAGACCGUUGGACAAUGGAAGAAUGCCGCGAUCACAUUCGCAACAAAUUCUACAAGCAACCCAGCUCGACGAUGCUCGAUGAGCCGAAAACGAAAAAACAGAAGGGCUCGAUAAUGAAGUCGAUAAUGAACCGCGCAAGUGCCGCCUACAAAAGAAGCGGAAACGGGAAAAGCUUGAAGAGUGUCGCCACGAAAUCGAAUAGAACCGAAAAAUAA